Molecule: messenger RNA, 1019 nt
Organism: Habropoda laboriosa
Lineage: Eukaryota; Metazoa; Arthropoda; Insecta; Hymenoptera; Apidae
Product: TIMELESS-interacting protein
Exons: 1
Coding region: 105-1019 (304 amino acids)
Biological process (GO): replication fork arrest; DNA replication checkpoint signaling; replication fork processing
Cellular component (GO): nucleus; replication fork protection complex
Molecular function (GO): DNA binding
Source: RefSeq, a predicted model, not a curated record
CGAACGUUUAUAUUUAAGGGCUUCCUAAGAAAUUUGAUGUUAAGCGAAAAAUUAUCGCUUCGUGUAUAUACGAGGAAGUGGGGGUACAACUUGUUGAUAAGAGCAUGUCAACAUUGUCAAAUACUUCUGAUUGUGAAGAUGAUGAACACGAUAUAAUAGCUGAAUACGAAAAUCGAGAAUCAGAUGGUGAUCAGGGUAAUAUUCAGAGAAAUGAAGGUUCAGACUCUGAAGAUCAAGAAGGUGAAGAAAAGAAUGCAAAAAGAAGAAUUGACCCAUCAACAUCUAAAACACAUAUAGUAAGGAAUCCUGUACCUAAAUUAAAUACAGAACGUUUGAAAGGUCCUAAAGGAAUACAUACUAUUGAAAAAUAUUUUGAAGGUUUUAAGUUUCAUGGAAAAGGACAUGAAAAGAUGGAUUUGGAUAGAAUUAUGAAAAGAUUGGAGCAUUGGGGGCAUAGACUGUUUCCUAAAUUGGACUUUGAUGAUUUUCUUGAAAAAUUAGAGAAAUUAGGUAAUAAAAAGGAUCUUCAAGUGUUCAUAACAAGAUAUCGCCUAGACAUGAUUAAUAAUGAUAGUGAUGUUACUGAUCAAGAUAUAAUUGAUGCAGAAGAAGAUAAAGAACAAGAUGAACCAUUUGAUGAAUUUGACAAAUUAAUUGCAGAACAAAUAGAAAAACAAAAACAUAUUAUACAAAAAUCAUCAAUAUCUGACACAUCACAAAACAAUAAUGAGGCAUUUGAUAAAUUGUUAUCGCAGUGCAAUGUUAAAAAUUCACAGUCUGUAAAUACUACUUCUACUUCUUCACAAUUAAGUGAUGAAGUAAAAGAGCGUAUAGAAAGAAACAGACAACAAGCUGUUCAAAGAAGACUUGCAAGACUUAAAGAAGUACAAGAAGAAGCUAAGAGAAAGAAACUUGAAGAAACUGAAAGUAUGCAACAGGAAAAUAAUAAGACUCAAAAUAUACAAAAUGAAAAGUCUGAAGAUAAUUCACAAAAUUUAGAUACAAUUCUUAAACAUUAA